Messenger RNA from Aethalodelphis obliquidens (Pacific white-sided dolphin), 10912 nucleotides. RefSeq names its product PHD finger protein 8 (gene PHF8). The transcript has 22 exons. The record is from RefSeq and is a predicted model, not a curated record. Lineage: Eukaryota; Metazoa; Chordata; Mammalia; Artiodactyla; Delphinidae. The coding region runs from base 999 to 4073 and encodes 1024 amino acids.
GCGGCCUCCCCGCCUUUCGGUUCCGGGUUCUCAGCGUCGAUUGGGUACCUGGGGAGUCGAGCGGGUCCAAAGGUGGCCGAGCCCCGCCCCCUUUCUCAAGGUGACGCUCCGCCCCCGAUGGCGUCACGCGGGAGCCGGGGCCCGCCCUUCCCCGCCUGUGCCGCGGUUACCUCGCGUGUCCGGCCUUCAUAAGAUGGCGGUCGGGUCGCCUACCCGCGGCGGCACCGCCACUCUCAACAUGGUAGCUGUUUACCCCGUAUUUCUCCUCCCCUCUCCGCCUCAACUUCCUCGUUGUUUUGAAUAAACUUUAUUGACUACUCUGAAUUGCCUAUCACCGCCACCGGGCUUCUCCCGGCGAUUUUUCGGGCUGUUUUUCUCCAACCGGGCCGCCGGUUCAUCUCCUUCCUCGUUGGUUUGCUCGCGGCGAUCUCCUGCCAGCCCAGCGACGCCGCCGCUUGCCUGUUCGUCAGGCGGCCGCCGGACUAGGCCCGAGCCGCGGGCUCCAGUAGGCCCUAACAGCCGGGCCUGGGGCAGAGCUGUGGAGAAAAUUGCCCUGAAGCAACCGCAGGGCGGCCAGGGCCGCGCGACCAGGGCCGCGCGACCCAGCGGGUGGCUCGAGUGUAAGGCGAGAGAGGUUCGCUGCGUUGCCGUGACGAUCCCAGAAUUCGGUGCGCGUCGCCUGUGGGGCCGGAACUGCUGGCCGAACCUUCGCUGAGCGAGGCGCUGAGCAGCUCCGGAGCGAGCCCGGCCGCCGGCGCUUCGGUGGAACUGAGCUCAGCGGGCGUGAGGAAUCCCUGCGGCUUUGCAGAUGAGGAGGUCCCUGUAGGGUUCCGGACUGAAUACGUUCUUGUCAGGUUUGGGGCGUGAGGAGGUUCCUGUCAGUUUGGGAGGCGUGAAGAGAUUCUCCCUUCGUCCAGAGAGAACGCGUGCUGCCGCCUCCCGCUCCCUUUGACGCUGAGAACCUGGCCCACCGCAGAACGCUCCAAGGCCAGGCGAAGAUGGCCUCGGUACCGGUGUAUUGCCUCUGUCGCCUGCCUUACGAUGUCACCCGCUUCAUGAUCGAGUGUGACAUGUGCCAGGACUGGUUUCAUGGCAGUUGUGUUGGUGUUGAAGAGGAGAAGGCUGCUGACAUUGACCUCUACCACUGCCCCAAUUGUGAGGUCUUACAUGGGCCCUCCAUCAUGAAAAAACGCCGUGUAUCUUCAAAAGGCCAUGAUACACACAAGGGGAAGCCAGUGAAGACGGGAAGCCCUACGUUCAUUCGAGAGCUUCGGAGUAGGACCUUUGACAGCUCAGAUGAAGUGAUUCUGAAGCCCACUGGAAGUCAGCUGACCGUGGAAUUCCUGGAAGAGAAUAGCUUCAGUGUGCCCAUCCUGGUCUUGAAGAAGGAUGGAUUGGGGAUGACGCUGCCCUCACCAUCAUUCACUGUGAGGGAUGUGGAACACUAUGUUGGUUCUGACAAAGAGAUUGAUGUGAUUGAUGUGACCCGCCAGGCCGACUGCAAGAUGAAGCUUGGUGAUUUUGUGAAAUAUUAUUAUAGUGGGAAGAGGGAAAAAGUCCUCAAUGUCAUUAGUUUGGAAUUCUCUGAUACCAGGCUUUCUAACUUUGUGGAGACACCCAAGAUUGUUCGGAAGCUCUCAUGGGUGGAGAACUUGUGGCCAGAGGAGUGUAUCUUUGAGAGGCCCAACGUGCAGAAGUACUGCCUCAUGAGCGUGCGGGAUAGUUAUACAGACUUUCACAUUGACUUUGGUGGCACGUCGGUCUGGUACCAUGUGCUCAAGGGUGAGAAGAUCUUCUACCUGAUCCGCCCAACAAAUGCCAACCUGACUCUCUUUGAGUGCUGGAGCAGCUCCUCUAACCAGAAUGAGAUGUUCUUUGGGGACCAGGUGGACAAGUGCUACAAGUGUUCUGUGAAGCAAGGACAGACACUUUUCAUUCCUACAGGAUGGAUCCAUGCUGUGCUGACCCCCGUGGACUGCCUUGCCUUUGGAGGGAACUUCUUACACAGCCUUAACAUUGAAAUGCAGCUCAAAGCCUAUGAGAUUGAGAAGCGGUUGAGCACAGCAGACCUCUUCAAGUUCCCCAACUUUGAGACCAUCUGUUGGUAUGUGGGAAAGCAUAUCCUGGACAUCUUUCGAGGUUUGCGAGAAAACAGGAGACACCCUGCCUCCUACCUGGUCCAUGGUGGUAAAGCCCUGAACUUGGCCUUUAGAGCCUGGACAAGGAAAGAAGCUCUGCCAGACCACGAGGAUGAGAUCCCAGAGACAGUGCGGACCGUACAGCUCAUUAAAGAUCUGGCUAGGGAGAUUCGCCUGGUGGAAGAUAUCUUCCAACAGAACGUUGGGAAGACAAGCAAUAUCUUUGGGCUGCAGAGGAUCUUCCCAGCCGGCUCCAUUCCCUUAACCAGGCCAGCCCAUUCCACUUCAGUAUCCAUGUCCAGGCUGUCACUGCCCUCCAAAAGUGGUUCAAAGAAGAAAGGCCUGAAGCCCAAGGAAUUCUUCAAGAAGGCAGAGCGAAAGGGCAAGGAGAGCUCAGCCUUGGGGCCUGCUGGCCAAUUGAGCUAUAAUCUCAUGGACACAUACAGUCAUCAGGCACUGAAGACAGGCUGUUCCCAGAAAGCAAAGUUCAACAUCACUGGUACCUGCUUGAAUGACUCAGAUGAUGACUCGCCAGACUUGGACCUUGAUGGGAAUGAGGGCCCGCUGGCCCUGUUGAUGUCUAAUGGCAGUACCAAGAGGGUAAAGAGCUUAUCCAAGUCUCGGCGAGCCAGGAUCACAAAGAAGGUAGACAAGGCUAGGCUGGUGGCAGAACAUGUGAUGGAGGAUGAAUUUGACUUGGAUUCAGAUGAUGAACUGCAGAUUGACGAGAGACUGGGAAAGGAGAAGGCAACCCUGAUAAUAAGACCAAAAUUUCCCCGAAAGUUGCCCCGUGCGAAGCCUUGCUCUGACCCCAACCGAGUUCGUGAACCAGGAGAAGUUGAGUUUGACAUUGAGGAGGACUAUACAACAGAUGAGGACAUGGUAGAAGGGGUUGAAGGCAAGCUUGGAAAUGGGAGUGGAGCUGGUGGAAUUCUUGAUCUGCUCAAGGCCAGCAGGCAGGUGGGGGGACCUGACUAUGCUGCCCUCACCGAGGCCCCUGCCUCUCCCAGCACUCAGGAGGCCAUCCAGGGCAUGCUGUGCAUGGCCAACCUGCAGUCCUCAUCAUCCUCGCCAGCUACCUCCAGCCUGCAGGCCUGGUGGACCGGGGGGCAGGACCGAAGCAGUGGGAGUUCCAGCAGUGGGCUGGGCACAGUGUCUAGCAGUCCUGCUUCCCAGCGCACCCCAGGGAAGCGGCCCAUCAAGCGGCCAGCGUACUGGAGAACCGAGAGCGAGGAGGAGGAGGAGAACGCCAGUCUCGAUGAACAGGACAGCUUGGGAGCAUGCUUCAAGGAUGCAGAGUAUAUUUACCCUUCCCUGGAGUCUGACGAUGAUGACCCUGCUUUGAAAUCUCGACCCAAGAAAAAGAAGAAUUCAGAUGAUGCUCCAUGGAGUCCUAAAGCCCGUGUGACCCCAACUCUACCAAAGCAGGACCGUCCUGUGCGUGAGGGGACUCGGGUAGCUUCCAUUGAGACAGGCUUGGCUGCAGCAGCUGCAAAGUUGGCCCAGCAGGAGCUACAGAAGGCCCAAAAGAAGAAAUAUAUCAAGAAGAAGCCUUUGUUGAAGGAGGUAGAACAGCCUCGCCCUCAAGAGCCUAAUCUCAGCGUGGCAGUACCAGGCCCAACUCUGGCCACUACACCCCAACUUCUCACCUCCUCCUCACCCCUGCCUCCCCCUGAGCCUAAACAAGAGGCCCUCUCAGGAAGUCUUGCUGACCAUGAGUAUACUGCUCGUCCCAACGCCUUUGGCAUGGCCCAGGCAAACCGCAGCACCACACCCAUGGCCCCUGGUGUCUUCUUGACCCAGCGGCGCCCUUCAGUUGGCUCCCAGAGCAAUCAAACAGGACCAGGAAAGCGUCCCAAAAAGGGCCUGGCUACAGCAAAGCAGAGACUCGGCCGUAUCCUGAAAAUCCACAGAAAUGGCAAACUGCUUCUGUGAUCCCCUUUGUGUCCUACCCCUCACCCCUUCACCCCCACUGCCUUCUCCGUUGUCAAUUCUCGGGGCACUCCUGGAUCCUGCCUGCCCCGGACAAGGUGCUGAGGCGCAUUGUCCUGCUUUCUUGGAACUGACCAAAGGCACGGACUCUCCCAUGGGCCCCUUCACCUACUCCCUCAACUCCCUUCCCCACUUCCACUGGAGCAUCCUGCCUGCCUUUUGCAUAUCUCUGAGUAGCCAGUAAAUGGGAGAGGUUUCCAGCUGACUAGAGCCCUCUUUUCUGCUGCCCCAAUCCAUUUCCCUUUCACCAGCUUUGUCUGCCCUUUACUGUCAUCCCCACUUAAAGCUGGAAAGCAGGACGAGGAGAGGCAUGAGGAGAGCCUGGGCCCCUCGGUAUUUCCCUGGUCAUGAAGUGGGAGGCCCAGUGCUCAACACUUUCUGUGGCUCCAUCCCUGUCUCCAGAAGCCUGUCCACCUCUGCCCAUUCUCCUGCCUCCUCUUAGCCCAAUGGAUGUGUCCCACUCAAGACUCGUUCCUGGGAGAAGGCUCUGGCCUCUGCCCCCUCUUGCCAAAUGCUUCAUGGAAAUAAAGAGGAGGGCCCAGAGUCUUCUUGCUGCGCCACCGUGGGCCAUUUCCAGAGUGGCCUAGAAAGGCCAUGGGCUGACUUCAUUCAUCCUCGGGAGGAAGAGAGAUUCCUGUCACUUCUCAAGGUGGGGAGAGGACCAACACCCAAGACUUUGACCGAGACUUUGUAGCCCAUUGGAGGAAACUACUUUUGGGUGGCUACAGACGAAGCCACCUCUCCCAGGGUGAGCUCCAGGGAUUUGCCUAGAGUUUGAGGUCCUGCAGAACAUUAUCCACAUAGCUUUGGCUGGGCCCCAGGAUGCAAAAACCAUCUCCCAAACGCCUUGAAAGCAUCUGCCACUGAAGCAGAUAGCCCUUGCUCUACGGCCUGAUCCCUUCACCCGUACCACAGAGCACAGCCUGGACCUUCUGGAGAGGAUGUGGCAGGACAGCUCACCCCAGGUUCUCCAUCAGGAGCCUCCCUGCUUCUCUCCCCACCUUGAGGUCUUGGUCUGAAGAAGACUUCAGAACUCACAUCUUCACUCCUGGACCUUUACACUCCCAGAUGUCAGGUGGACGCUCAAACAGAGUGCUGAUGUGGGGGGAGCCCGAGCCUAGGAGCGGAGAUGCCCACCUGUAAAGGAGCAGAUCAUCUGAACCUCCCACCCCCUCUUCCCUUUGUGAAUGUUUCUAUUGUCCAGACAGUGCCCACCCCCUCCCUCACCCUCCCCCAGCUCCCUCCACCUCCCACCUGUCUUGCCUCCCUGGUGACCUGGACUGGAUGGAGAAUGUCUCCCUCUCUCCAUUUCGGCACUGCCCAAGUGGAGUGCUUCAUUGUCUUCUACCCCCCACUUUAACUUCACCUCAGUUUUCUCAGUGCUUCUGGGGAACUUAACAGCUACUGUGCAGGCCACAGGGAAUAUGUGAGGCUUCCCUGGUUGUCUUCGUGUCUCCAGUUUGUCUUUCUUUUCUCCACAGCCCAUCUACUCUCCUUCCUUGGAAUCAGGGGUCCCUUAGCCCCAUUUCCUUUUCCUAUCUUGGGGGCCCCAGGGGCCAAGCAGUCCUCUAUCUAUUCACACCAAAGGCAAAAAAGCCUGGCUACCUCCCCCUUAGCACGUGAGGUUCCCACUCCCCUUCCCUCUGUUUCUGCCCAGCUUUGCUUUUCUUGGGGAUUUCAAAGCAACAGAGGGUAGUGAGGGGAGGGAAGGAGGGCAGCCUGUGUCCCUGUGUAGGCAACUGCCUGACUAGGCCCUGACUGCUGUAACCAAGACCAGGACCCCAGCCCUUCUGCCCAUUAACACCCCCCUCCCCUUGAUCCUUCAAAGGCAGCUAAAUUGCUAGCAUAUCCCCCCUGGUUCCAGGCCUCUUUCCCUUCUGUUUCUUUGUUAAAAGUUUUGUGGAGCUGAAACCCAACCUCCAUUUGACUGGGUUUCUGUUUAAUUUAGUUGGGCUCUCAGAGCUGGCUGUUUGUUGUUUUGUGUUUUAAAUGAAAAGCAAGUUUACCCUCAGAUUUACGCUUUUCCAAAGAGGCUAGUGUGCUUUUUUUUUUUUUUUUUAAUGUUUCAGGUUCUAAGUGAAGUGAGUUGGGGAGGGGUUGGGAGUGGUUGUAACCAAGGUUUAGAACAUGAUGAGAGAGUUACCUCUGGUCUCCAAUCCCCAGCACAGAGCUGGGGCUUGGAUAGGGGGCAGGGAGAGAGGAUUUCUAUUCACCUUUAAUAUAUUUUUACAAAAGAGCAAUUUAAAAACAAGCCCACCGCUUCUGUACAUGUCUAAAUAUAUUUUUAGAAGUGGGUAGGAUUGUGAAUUUCUGAUGCAGGGCCUUUUUAUAAACAGGUUAGAAUAGCAUCAUACAGACUUCUCUGUUGGUUUUUUUCCCCUGUUUUUUUCUUAUGUUGUGUUACUAAUGUAAUUUAUAUAUUUUUUUUAGAUCCUCCCUUUCCUAUAGAGAUAAAAGUGAUUUAUCUUGGCAAUUGCUUUGCUCAGCAUUCUUUUUUUUUUUGGUGGUGGUGGGAGUGGUGGGGUGUUGGGGUCCAGGAGUACUGCCUUCUCUUUACAUUCUGUCUCUCUCAUCAACUCACCUCUUCCCUAGUGCACAGCCUUAUGCCUGAGGUGGGGAGGGGACAGGAUCCCUGCCCUCACAAGAGACACAGUUCACACACCAAAAACAGUCAAAAGUAUAGUGAGCAGAAAAGAAGGGGGUGCAACAAUUCAAAGGGGCCUGACAAGUUUGUUGGGAAGGCUUUCCAUGGCUUCCAUGGGCAGUUUUUACUGACUAUACCUGUAUCCUCUUUCUGUGAAUGUGAAGUUGUGGGGUUUUAUUUUUUCUUCCCCUUCUCUCUCUCUCUCUCUGACAUGUUUCUCCAAGCUGAACUUGAUUACUGUGUUUAGGGCCAGUGCAAGGGAUAUAAUUAUUAGAGCUAGCAUAUCAUGCUCAUUUCCUUGUGCCAGAUACUGCUCUUAGUGUUCUAUGUAUAUUGAUUCAUUUCAUCAUCACCAGUAUCCUCAUGCUACUGAUGAGGAAACAGGCAAAGGAAACUUCCGGCAUCACACAUCAUACGUUGUGGAGCCAACCUGGUUCCACAGUCUGUGUUCUUAUUACUCUGUUCUAGCACCUCUCACUGAUAACCACUACCAUUUAAGUGCCUCUUCUGUGCCAGGUGUUGGGCUAGGGAUUUUACCUAGGAUAUGUCAUUUAAUUCUCACUGACAACCCCAGGAGAUAGUUACUAGCCCUAUUUUACAGUGAAGGAGACUGAAGCUUGCCACUGGCCUUCCACAACAGGAUCUCCCUGAUGCCAAAAUUCAUGUUCUUUCCUCUCAUCAUGUUAGAAAAAUUUCAGCAGCUCAAUGACCCAACAGAAGUUUAUUGAGCACUUGUGUGCAAGACGUAGCAUUGAGAGUUGUGUCCUGAGGAGAGCCCUUGGGGUGAUGUCAGAAGCCUCAGUUCCAAAUUUACCACCACCUGGACUCUGUGACCGACAGCAGGCUGCUUACUGUCUGAGGGUCACUGUAAAAGAAGUUUGAACCCAAUCAGGAUUUCUUCAUCCUGGAGAUUUUGCUUCUGUAGGCUCUGGGGUGAGGCUGGCUGGGUUUGGCACCUACCGGCUAAAUGACCUCCUCCAGCUCUCCCAAUGUGAAUCUUGGUAUUGGGCAGGAUUUGGAUAGAGAAGCUUCUUGUCUGGGGCAUGGGGGAACUGUGUCUCCUGGUAGAGAGGCAACAGGGAAGAGAGGAGGGAUUUUAGAGUCCUUGCAGGAAUGGUGGGCUGGGUUCUCUCUGUCACCAACUCCCACCCCACCCUUUCCAGUAAGGGACCAAAGCAUUGUCACCAGCCUCAGGUUAGAGGAGAAGCUAGAGUCUUGGUCACCUUACUCAUUUAUGCAGGAGGUAUCAGCAGAUGAGAGGCUUCUGUCUAACAAAUGGAAGGAGAACAAGAACACCCAACUUCAGUCUUCUCUCUUUUCAAUAUGGAGUGGGAAAGUGCAUAGGACUUGUCACUAAGAGCCUGCCUUCUCAAUGAUUAACCAAGUAAUUUGGGGGAGAUUGCUUGUCUUGAUAUCAGAUGGAAUGAUCUCACCUAUGGAGCCCUCUAAUGCAUGGUCACUCCUAAACUUUCUGGAUGCUGUUAAUUCCCAUACUGAAUCCUCUAGCCCUGACCUGUCCUGAGUACACAUCACACACACUUCUGCUUGCCUGUAUUGUGUUCCCUGCCUCAAGUACACAAGCUCCUCCCUUUCCAUCAGGACCCCGUUCACACCCAGUUGACUGAAAUGGCACUUGUCUCCAGUAAGCUGAGUGGAGGAGAAGAGCACCAUAUGGUACAAUGUGAUGAUAGAGACAAGCACAGGAUGCUGGUCAGGGAAUCUGUCCCAGGGAAGCUGGGAGUUCAGACAAGGCUUCCUGUCAGGGGUGGUGUUUGAGCUGAAGGAUGAAAAUUAAUUAGCCAGUCAGGCAGAGAACAGUGGGAAGAGUAUUCCAAACAAAGGCAAUAGCAUGAAUAAAAACAGAAGUGGAGGCAAAAAGAAAAAUCCAUGUGCAUAUAGAGGACAGGCAAUUUAGUAUAACUGCAGCUGUAACUUUCAUCUGGGGGAACAUAUGCAGAGUCUCCAAGAAGGAAUGUAUAGUUUGAGAAGGCAUAUGAUCCAAAUUGAUUAGUUUUUAGGCACAAUAUUUAUUUUAAAACCUCAGAUAAUGGAGGAUAUGUAAUUUGAUGUUUGUCAAAAGACAUAGCUGUAUCCCACGAAUGACAGAGAAUCAUUAAAGGGGUUUAAGCAGAAAAUGGCAUGAUCCAACUUGCUUUUUAAAAAGAUCCCCUUGCCAGUCAUAGGAGUGGAUUAGGAGGGAGAGAGAUGAAGAUAGGGAGAUGAGUGAGGAAGUUACUGAAAGAGGGAUGGGGAGGGCACCAUCUUAUCUUCCAAUGCCCCAUCAAAUGCCACUUCCCUAAGGAAGUCUUCACCCAACUCUGCAGUCGAUUCUGACCUUUUCUUGACUUCUACAUCUCAUAAAGGGUGGAUAUUCCAGGCCAUUUUCAGGAGGCAUAACCAUGGAGUCAGCCACUUAUACAACCCAAGUGAUAGAAGUUGCACCCCUCUAUCCCCAUUUUCAGCUUUUUAACUCUCAAGAAAGCUCUCCUUUCCUAUAGGACCACAACAUAAUGCCAGCACUCACCAAUGAAUGUGAUAAGAGAGAUACAAUACCCAUUUUAUAUUUUCCUUGUCAGGAGUCCAGCAAGCCUCCAUCACAUUCCAUUCCAUUCUAUCAUACCGAGCCUUUCAGGGUUAUCUCCCCAAAGUCCUCUCUUCAUCAUCUCUUCCUGCAUAAAAACAUCCAUGGCUUCCCACUGCUUAUUACACCUUCUGGGUUUCAAGGCUUUUCAAACCUGGCCCAACCUGGAGACAAUGGGCUGUGGUGGAAGGAGGAUGUACCUGGGAGCUGAGAAAACCAAUGACUCGAUUCCAACUCUGCCACCUAUGGGAUUUUGAGCUGGCUACUUCAUGUUUCCUUGACUCAGUUUAAUCAUCUAUAACAUGAAGAUACAAUUCCUACCUCAUAGUAUUGUUGGGAGGAAUUAUAUCAGUGUCAUUAAAGAACUUAAUUCUAUGACGAGCACUCAGGUCAUUGGUAAAUCUAGUUUAAUUUUCACCUGUUAAAAUUUGCCCAACAAGGCCUGUAAUCUUAUAAAGAUUACAGAGAAAGUAAGCCUUUAAAGGAAUCAGAAUAUUUCAACCUGGGGUGGGAAAUCAAGUUGGCUUCAUGAGGAACAUGUUUGAAGGACAUAGAAAGAUAGCUGAGUCAAUAGGUGUGGUGAGCCUUACACUCUGUAGAGGAAAUACAACUAAAUCUAUGACACAAAGUUGCUGGAAGGUGCCAGAGUAUCAUCCAUGCCAGUUCAAUAUCAUUAGUUCAGUUCUACAAUGGUUUAUCAAAGCUUAUUUUGUGUCAGGCCCUGUGCAUGCCUUUGGAGGACUUAAUCCUAAGGAACAUGUGGUUUAGUACACAGACAUGGAAACCCAAGUACAGCAAUACUAGGAUAAAUACUGUUACAAAUAAGUAUAGGGUGCUAUGGGAGCAUGAAGGAAGGAGACCAAACCCAGUGUGAGGAGCAGGAAAGUCUUCUAGGAAGAAACAACACCUGAGUUGACUAUUGAAGGGCAAUUCACCAGGCAAGGGAAGGCAGAAGGAUGAGUUGGAAUAGAGCAUUACAAGCAAAAGGAACAGCAUAAGCAAAAGUAGAAAAUCAAAGCAGCCUGGUUUGUGGGUGGAACUACAAGACUUUGAGUUGAGUUGGUGUACUGGGGUGAGAUGGCAAAUGUUGGGAGAUGAAGCUGAAGAGGUUGGCAGGAACGCAAUCAUGAAGGUCUGAUUUAUGUUUCAGAACGUUCUUUCUGGCGAUCCUUGGGGUGGGGAGAGACAAAAGCGGGUUAGUGUGGAGGCCAGUGUGAGGGUGGUUGCAAGAUUCCAAUUAAGAUGCAGUGAGGUCUAAACCAGGGCAGUGACUAUGAAGAUACUAGAGAUGUUAACCCACACCUCCCUUUUUUAUUUCCCUGAUAUUUUACUAUGAACAUUUUCAAGAAUUCAGAAAAUCAAAGUAAUUAUACAGUGAAUACCCAUAUAUUUACCAUCUAGAUUCUACAUCAGUGUUUUACUACACUUGCUUUGUCAAAUAUAUCUAUCUAUUCAUCUAUCAACCCAUCUUAUUUUUUAUGCAUUUCAAAAUUUGAUACCUGUAACCCAUUCUCUUAAACACUUCUGCAUGCAUGCCAUAAACUAGAGUUCAAUAUA